ACGGUUUCAGAGCACGCACUCCACUCCACGUCUCCACCACCACCGCAGCGAAGCAGUUGCCGCCGCAAACCAUGGCGCCCACGUCGGCCGGAAACCUAGCCCCCGCCACCGCCAUCCUCGUCGUGGUGGUGGCGGUGGUCCUGGCGGCGGCGGCGGCGAGCCAGGACGGCGACGCGCUGACGGAGUUCAGGAAGGGGAUGAGCGACCCCGACGGCGCGCUGGCGAGCUGGGACCCCGACCUGGUGAACCCCUGCACCUGGUUCCGCGUCACCUGCAACGCCGACAACCGCGUCAUCCGCCUAGAUCUUGAGGAGAUGAACCUGUCCGGCCAUCUGUCGGCCGAUCUUGCGCGACUGGACCAGCUACAAUUUAUGGAAAUCGCUUCGAACAAUAUUGAAGGACCAAUUCCGCCAGAGUUUGGUAAUCUGGAGAAUUUGAUUAGCCUAGACUUGUGCAACAACACCAUUUCUGGGCCGAUACCUCCGUCGCUUGGGAAACUCAAGUCCUUAAAAUUCAUGAGAAUUGAUCACAACCUUUUAACUGGGCCAAUCCCAAACGAGCUGGCUGGGCUGUCAAACCUCAUGAUCCUAAAUGUAUCCAACAACGAUCUCUGUGGGACAAUCCCGACGUCCGGGCCGUUCGAUCACUUCCCUCCGAGCAGCUUUGCCAGCAACCCGCGGCUGAGGUACCCCGGGAUGGACGACGAUGACACCGGCCGCUAGAUCAUGGCAGCAUGAAUUAACGAAUAAAAAGAAGAGGACGGCGGCGGCGUCAGGUUCUUCACCGGAAGCAAGCCUCGUCGGCGUCGAUCGGUGCAGACUCUGUCGACCUGGAGCUUCUUAGCAUUAGAGUAGCUUGGCCGUAAUGGUAAUGCUAAUGAGUAAUGACAAUGAUUAUUAUCUCAGCAUUACGUACUUCUGUUUACUGGCAUAGUAUAUGAAAUCGAUCGUCUUAGCUCAGUUGCUUGGUGUUUUGCCUCCCUAGCUAUGUUACUUAUCUAUGUUAUUCGAGAACUAAAUUAACCAUCGA
Oryza sativa Japonica Group (Japanese rice) is the source of this 1029-nucleotide messenger RNA. Its product is annotated as leucine-rich repeat protein 1. The record is from RefSeq and is a predicted model, not a curated record. Gene Ontology annotation, molecular function: protein binding. Lineage: Eukaryota; Viridiplantae; Streptophyta; Magnoliopsida; Poales; Poaceae.